Closterium sp. Naga37s-1 is the source of this 1215-nucleotide messenger RNA. Lineage: Eukaryota; Viridiplantae; Streptophyta; Zygnematophyceae; Desmidiales; Closteriaceae. The record is from the annotation of a GenBank genome assembly.
AUGGUGAAGGGUGAAAGGGGCUUAAAAGUAGCGCGUGAGGUACGGGAGGAGUUUAAGGGGGCGGGGGAGAAGAGGAGGGAGAAGAGGAGAUUACGGGGAUCCGAUGAGGGAAGGGCGGAGUCACGGGGAAGAGGGAGAGGGAAGCGAGGAAGAUGGGGAGCGAGAGGAGGGAGCGAGUGGAGGGAGUGGAGGGAGAGGAGGGAGAGGAGGGAGAGGAGGGAGAGGAGGGAGAGGAGGGAGAGGAGGGAGAGAAUAGAGACAAGGGAGAGGGGGAGGAGGAAGAACAAGCCGCGGAAGAGAGACGAGGAGAACGAGGGGGAGGAGGAGGAGGAGGAGGAGGAGGAGGAGGAGGAGGAGGAGGAGGAGGAGGAGGAGGAGGAGGAGGAGGAGGAGGAGGAGGAGGAGGAGGAGGAGGAGGCAAACGAUGAGGAUGAUGAGGAGGAAGUGGAAGACGCCUCCUUCCCCCCUGCUCCUCCCACCCAUUUCCCCCUUGCCCCCUUCCUCCCUGCUCCUCCCACCCAUCUCCCCCUUGCCCCCUUCCCCCCUGCUCCUCCCACCCAUCUCCCCCUUGCCUCCUUCCCCCCUGCUCCUCCCACCCAUUUCCCCCUUGCCUCCUUCCCCCCUGCUCCUCCCACCCAUCUCCCCCUUGCCUCCUUCCUCCCUGCUCCUCCCACCCAUCUCCCCCUUGCCUCCUUCCCCCCUGCUCCUCCCACCCAUUUCCCCCUUGCCUCCUUCCCCCCUGCUCCUCCCACCCAUCUCCCCCUUGCCUCCUUCCCCCCUGCUCCUCCCACCCAUCUCCCCCUUGCCUCCUUCCCCCCUGCUCCUCCCACCCAUUUCCCCCUUGCGCCCUUCCUCCCUCCCCCCUGCCUCCUUUCCCCCUCCUCCUCCCACCCAUUUCCCCUUGCCUCCUUCCCCCCUGCUCCUCCCACCCAUCUCCCCCUUGCCUCCUUCCCCCCUGCUCCUCCCACCCAUCUCCCCCUUGCCUCCUUCCCCCCUGCUCCUCCCGCCCAUCUCCCCCUUGCCUCCUUCCCCCCUGCUCCUCCCACCCAUUUUUCCAUUGCCUCCUUUCCCCCCUGCUCCUCCCACCCACCUUCCCCCUUUCCCCUUACAACCAUUCACCCCUUAGCCUCCUUCCCUCCCCGCUGCCCCUCUCAACCAUCUUCCACCUUACCUCCUUCGUCCCAGCCCCACAACAAGCAGGUGUUAGCAUUGUGA